AUCCAACACAAGCCUCAAUCAAGCAACCUCUCUCUUCAUUAGACAUGAGAUCUCUUGUAGUGAAAUCAUGUUGCGUUUUCCUCUUAACCCUAUUUGUGUCCCACUCAGUCUCCGCUAGCAGAAAGUUAUUUAAUCCGACAAAACCAUGCAAACGAUUCGUCCUCUACUACCAUGACAUCCUCUUCGGUGGCAACGACGUUGCUAACGCGACAUCCGCAACUACUGCCAAUGCGACCGGGCUAGGGAACACCAACUUCGGGAUGCUGGUGGUAUUCGAUGAUCCGAUAACGAAAGACCAGCACCUACUUUCCCCUCCCGUUGCAAGAGCACAGGGUUUCUACUUCUACGACAUGAAAACUACCUACAAUGCAUGGUUUGCUUACACUUUGAUCUUUAACUCGAGUGAUUACAAGGGGACUCUGAACAUUAUGGGUGCGGACAUGAUGAUGGAGAAGACGAGAGAUCUGUCGGUUGUCGGGGGAACCGGUGAUUUCUUCAUGGCCAGAGGCAUUGCAACGUUUCGGACUAUGGCUCAGGAAGGCACCAAAUAUUUUCGUCUUAAGAUGGAUAUUAAGUUGUAUGAAUGCUACUAAGCAGUUUAGCCCUGGAGGUUUCUAGUUUGACGAAAUAGGAUGUAAUUUGUGCAAGCUUUAUAUGCAUACGCAUGUGUGUUUGUUAUGAGUUUCCAGUCCUAAUUUAUCUUAAGGUUGUAAAGAACAUAUAUGUUACCAUC
Messenger RNA from Hibiscus syriacus, 733 nucleotides. RefSeq names its product dirigent protein 6-like. The coding region runs from base 45 to 593 and encodes 182 amino acids. The transcript has a single exon. NCBI's taxonomy places the organism in Eukaryota, Viridiplantae, Streptophyta, Magnoliopsida, Malvales, Malvaceae. The record is from RefSeq and is a predicted model, not a curated record.